AUGAAUUUGCAUGGCUUCUACAGGCGACCUACAAUGAUGUUGACGCAACCACAUGUGCUUGCGACGACAGGCCAGCCCACCGCCGCCCGCAAAGCUUUUCCUUGCUUCGACGAGCCCGCACUGAAGGCAACCCUUCGAAAUUCCUCGCAAGGGAUCUGGGAUGACGGCCCUCUCCAACAUGCCAUCGCCGAACUUGUGCCUGUGAAAGGAGGGAGGGUGUGGGACAGUUACGAGAAGGAGCGUCCCCUGUCCACCUACCAUCGUCGCCUUCAUCGUGUCAGACUACUUUCAGAUCAACUCGACGUGAAUGACCGCAUAGCCUUUCGAGUAAUGAGAGUAUGGGCGCGAUCAAGAACCAUCGAUCAAGCAGAAGUAUGCCAAAUGAGUGGGUCCCAGAUCCUAAGUUUCUUUGAAGAUUAUUUCAACGGUGUCUUAUCCCCUCCCGAAGAUGGACAGAUUGCAUUACAGACUUCUCUGCAUGAGCUAUGGAAACUGGGGUCUAAUAACGUACAGAAUUCGAUGCCGUUUAAAUCUGCUCUCAAUCUAAACAGGAAAUUUUCUCUUGUACGACGCACAAGUUUCAACUCCAGUCGACAAGUCCAUUACUGCAGAAAUUGUAAUCCAUGGUUGGCUCACCAGUGGUUCGGCCAAUCUGUGACGCCCAAGUGGUGGGACGACCUGUGGCUCAACGAGGAUUCGCGACCUAUUGCCUUAUCUAAUGUGUUUUCUUUCUACAACAACCUAGGAUCGUCUAUCCCGGAUGAUGACCCAUACCUCACUGAGGCACCAUUUAGGAAGGGACUGAACAACUACUUAAAAGCACUAUGGGCUACCCCGUCCAUCCAGGUGACUAGAGCCCCGACGGACCCUCAGGCCAUUUUAACCCAGAGCGUUCCUCGUAAAGGAGCGCAAACUCUUCCAACGACACGGAUUUACAAGUGGUUGGGUGCCACUGACUUACACACGACCCAGUUCAGUGAGGCACUUCAACCAGAUCAAGCCCAGUCUAUUGCGAUGAAGACUCCUGAGGACCACCGUCACGUCCUCAUCCCUUUCCCCCCGAAGGACCAGUGGGUUCAUCUUCAACCUACAGGAGACAUGGCUUACUACAGAGUCAACUACGACGACCACAACUGGAUCUAUUAUCCAUGCAGUUGA
Messenger RNA from Penaeus monodon (black tiger shrimp), 1158 nucleotides. Its product is annotated as endoplasmic reticulum aminopeptidase 1-like. Lineage: Eukaryota; Metazoa; Arthropoda; Malacostraca; Decapoda; Penaeidae. Gene Ontology annotation, cellular component: cytoplasm. The transcript has 8 exons. The record is from RefSeq and is a predicted model, not a curated record. Gene Ontology annotation, biological process: peptide catabolic process; proteolysis. Bases 1 to 1158 code for a protein of 385 amino acids. Gene Ontology annotation, molecular function: metalloaminopeptidase activity; zinc ion binding; peptide binding.